Molecule: messenger RNA, 4025 nt
Organism: Triplophysa dalaica
Lineage: Eukaryota; Metazoa; Chordata; Actinopteri; Cypriniformes; Nemacheilidae
Gene: gcgra
Product: glucagon receptor a
Exons: 14
Coding region: 290-1831 (513 amino acids)
Biological process (GO): adenylate cyclase-activating G protein-coupled receptor signaling pathway; cell surface receptor signaling pathway
Cellular component (GO): plasma membrane
Molecular function (GO): glucagon receptor activity; peptide hormone binding
Source: RefSeq, a predicted model, not a curated record
UCAGUCUACAUUCAGUGAACGUGUGUCACCAUCAUCGACUGAAGCGAAUAUAUAACGAGAAGAUUUAUGAAGAUUCAGCUCGCCAGGCUCCAUUCAGGAGUGGAUUAUGUGUUAAAUCCUGACCCGGUCUUCUGAAGAUGCACGACUGUGGAUCUCAUGGUCGGGACUUUCGAGGAAACAAACGGGCUUCGAGGCAGUGUGGGGACAGCUGAAGUCUUCCUAUGAGGUCCUUUUGACAUCUUUUUGGCCCCUCGGCUCCUCCCAGUGGCACCAGCAGCAGAAAUAAGGGAUGUCACAAGUAUUCCUUCUUCUGAGCCUGCUCAGUUUCUCAUCUCGCAUCCAGGUGUCAUCUGCUGAAUCCUUCAAAAACGUGAUGGCAAAAUGGAUGAUGUACCGAGAUGAAUGUUUUCGAAAUAUAAGCAGAGAUAUUCCACUGACAGGUGUUGUGUGCAACAGCACGUUUGAUAAGUUCGCAUGCUGGCCCGAUGGGCUGCCCAAUACCACAGUGGGUGUGGCCUGCCCUUGGUACCUGCCCUGGCAUAGUGAGGUCCGACAUGGGCUGGUGUAUCUGGAGUGUGAUGCAGAAGGACAGUGGAGUAAACAGAGAAAUGCCAGUGAAUGUGUGUCACGUGACCCCAGCCAAAUCAACAUGCAACACUACGGACGGAUUCUCAGUCAAUUUCGGACUAUGUACACCGUUGGAUAUUCUCUGUCUCUCGGGGCUUUGGUGCUGGCGUUGGGUAUCCUGGUGGCCUUUAGGAAACUGCACUGUAUGAGAAACAACAUCCACAUGAACCUCUUUGCCUCCUUCAUCCUGCGAGCCUCUUCUAUUCUCAUCAAGGAUGCCAUGUUGGAAAGACCUGACACCUUCCAUGUCGCUCAGGACAUCACCACUGAGCUGGAGGUGGAGUGGCUGGUUGAAAACGAGACGGCCGUUGGCUGCAGGGUCGCCAUGGUGAUGAUGCAAUACAGCAUCCUGGCUAACAGCUAUUGGCUGCUGGUAGAGGGAAUCUAUCUGCACAGCCUUCUGGUGGUCACGGUCUUAACAGAGAGGAAUUACUUCGGCAUCUACCUGUGUAUUGGCUGGGGUGCCCCCUUGAUAUUCGUGUUGCCGUGGGUUAUCGUCAAGUACUUGUACGAGAAUGAAGAAUGCUGGGUGCAGAACAUACACAUGGAAUAUUGGUGGAUCAUUCGUUCUCCAAUCCUGCUGGCCGUCCUGAUUAACUUCUUCAUCUUCAUACACAUCAUAAAGAUCCUUGUGUCCAAGCUGAGGGCGCACCAAAUGAGAUAUUCUGACUACAAGUUCCGGCUUGCUAAAUCCACCCUCACCCUGAUUCCGUUACUGGGGAUCCAUUCGGUCCUGUUUUCCUUUGUUACUGAUGAGUCUACCUCACACGGUGCUCUACCCCUACGCCUCACCAAACUCUUCAUUGACCUCUUCUUUAAUUCCUUCCAGGGGCUGCUGGUAGCCAUCUUAUACUGCUUUGUCAACAAAGAGGUUCAGUCUGAGAUUCUGAAGAAGUGGCGACGUUGGAAGCUUGGGAGGGACAUCGAGGAAGAGUACCGUCAUACCUACAGCCAGACCCUUCAGAUGAAGAGUGGCAGCAUCAUGGUCCAUCCUAACACAACCUCUCGCCUCUGCAGUCCAGAAGAGAAGCAGGCACUGGUGUCCAACAGUCAGAAUGGUGUAAGCGGUAAACAGGGAUGCCUGCCGUUCACCUCCCCGCCACAAGACGGCUCCACCUGCAGUUCAAUAACAGAGGACACCGCAGUAACGGACAGAUUAGGGUGUUUGAGCGUCGCGCUGGGCAAAGCUGAGAGCAACCUGUGAGCUGAAGAAGCGUUUUAGGGAAGACCCUUAUGUGUCGGUCCUAGAUGGAGAGAGAGGUGUGCGAAUGUGUGUGUUUGUGUGUUAUCCGUGUGAGAAUGUGACAGCACCUUUAUUGCCCUCUCUGAAGCUCAAUAGGCAACUCGAGAUGGACAGCUGUUCAUCGCAUCAAAUGGUGCUCAGUCGUCCCGGUGACCUUAAAGGUUUGCACAAAUGUUGAGAAACAGAUGAACGGAGUCUUACCUCUAGUCUUGUAAAGCUGUCUGUGAUAUUGAUAUAUGUGUGAUAAAUACACAGAAAAGCAUGCAGUGUCCAAAGGAACCAUCAAAACCCAACACCUACAACCAUCGUCUCUACACGGAUGGAAUAUCAAAGAAGAGAUCUAAGGAGUGAAUAGAAAAUUAUACAGUACAUCCUCUGCUUAAAAGGGCAGUUAUGGAAUUGGUUUUUACUUACUUGGUUCUGGUCUAGAUGAUGGACCAGCAUAGCCAUGUACUGGUCAAGGAUAUUCUUUAACUUUUUGAGAGAUGGUCAAAAACUAUUUGCUGGUUAGGCUAGUUACUGAAUGACUCCAGCACAAUCGCAUCCAAUGUUGGGGACUAUCUCAAAAAACAUAUACUGUUGACCAGCAAUGCUAGUCUUUUUAACAGGGUCAUGGACUUCAUGUUAUUGUCAUUGGAAAAACAAUGGAUGGUUUUUGGGUAACAAGUAAAGCUGUUUUGAUGUUAAGUUACAAAUUUAUAGACUUUUUUGCCAAGGCCAGAAGGUAAGAAAUGAUCAAACAGUAUUGACCGUGUGCCUUUUCUAUUGGUGAUUAUACAAAACAAUGUAAGUCAAGUGCAAAACCCAAUGGUCACAUAUAGACUUCAGAUAGAUGUAAAUUUGAAUAUCAAGUAUGUUACAUUAAUGUUCCACUAUUUAUCAAGAUGAUCUUUUCUCUUCAAAGAAAACAUGUUCAACGCAAAAUACAUUCACAUGUAAAAGGUUUUCGAUGAGUUGAUCCAUUAGAUCCCACAAGCUGUUGCUCAAAUGUAUGUUCCUGUUAAUGUGCUCAGCAGUCAGUAUUACUUAGUCCCAGUAAACAUUUAAAUAUCUUUGGCAUACAACUUUGAAAGACGUCUGGGAAGUGUGGGCGGAUCUGUGAGAAACGGGGCCGCAUAGGAAUGAGAAAAUGUUGAACAAAUUACAUCUACGGACAUCGAUCAAAAUGCUUCCUCGCUCAGAGGAUGUCUUCAUGCUGAGAUCAGGAUAUAUUUGCUUUGUGAAUACAAGCCGGCAACAUUGAAAUGAGUUUCUGGCGGUUUAAAGGUGAAGUGUUUCAUUUCUGCAUCAACAGAGGAACCAAAUUGCCCCAAAUUGUCUCGACAUAAAGCGUUGACUCAACCAUUGAAUUCCGGAUUCAAGAUUUGCAGGUAGAGGUUGUACCUACACCAUUUUGUGACCAUCUCUUUGUCAAGAGAUCAUUUUCCACAGCUCCAAAUCGUUUUGCAAGGCCGUAGACAAAGACUGAGAAGCCCCAUUGACAUGUUACAGAGAAAUGGAAGAUGGAGGAUUAUUUUAUACUAAUGGCGCAGACAUUACACACUUCACUUUUAAAGUCAAUGAGCAGCUGAUGCCCCAUAUUGUGGCAUUUGUGUGCAUAACAAUGCACAUUUAUAAUAUUUUCUUUGGAUCGUCGAACGCUUGAUGAUCACGAUGAUGAUUAUGGCAGAUAACUGUGUGAGGCAAUUUGCACAAUUGUUAAUUUAUAAUUGUUGAAUAUGUAGAUAUCGCUUUAUGCCUGUUGAGAUUUGUAAUGACUUUGUUUUGUGGUGUCUGUUAUUUGUGCACAUGGUGUGUAUUUUGUGCUUUUGUGCGCUUUAUGACGCUGUGAGGACUGCUUUAGCGCUCGUUCCGCUCGGAAGACAAAUUACGGACGUUAUAGAUUUCGAGUGCUGAGAGAAAUCAGCACUGCUUCUGUGUUAAAGGUGAGGUGGAUGUGGUUACUUUGUAAGUGCAAGCGCUGGACUCUAAUAUAGAGCACAGUGCAAAGCAUUGUGUUCAAAAAUGGGGAAACUCGUGUCACCACAUGGGAUCAAAGAUUAAGAGCUCCUGUGUUUGUCUGCAAACACAACAACCUCUUUUUCCAACACAAAUCUGAGAAGAACCCCAUCAUUUAGCAUGACAGUAAAUAGAAGUGAAUAAAUCAUGCAAAUAU